GCGGCGGAGGUGCGGGGCGGCCGCGGAGCUGCGACGCCGCGGGAGUGAGAGGCGAAGGCGGAUAAGUGAAUGGAACUUCAGAAGGGGAGCUGCUAAAAGUGACAGAAAAUGGCAUAUCGAAGAGAUGAAAUGUGGUCUGAAGGGCGAUAUGACUAUGAAAGAGUUCCAAGAGAACGUCUCCCUCCAAGGAUUCAUGGUGAUGGUGAUUACCAUAGAAUAGUAAACAUUGUGCCCAAGAAACCUCCACUGCUUGAGAGACCUGGGGACGGGAAUUACAGUCGCUAUGACGAUUACGGUCACGCUGAGUACAGAGACUAUGAGGAGGGUCGUAGUUUUUCCCAUGCCCGAAGAAGCGGCCCUCCACACCGAGGUGUACGUAAGGAUGAAUCAGGAUACAGAUGGGCAAGGGAUGAUCAUCCUACAAGACCUGAAUACAGGGAUGUCAGAGAUGGCUUCAGAAGAAAAAGCUUUUAUUCUUCUCAUUAUGUGAGAGAUCGAUCCCCUCACAAGCGGGACUCUCCUUUCUUCAGGGAAUCGCCAGGGAGCCGGAGGGAUUCUCCGCACAGCAGAUCUGGCUCUAGUGUCAGCAGCAGGAGCUACUCUCCUGAAAGAAGCAAAGCCUAUCCUUUCCACCAUCAUAGCAGAAGUAUGUCAUCUUUACAUAAAAGAAAUAUUUCUUCUCAGCAAGGUAAAGAGAGGACAGGUCAGUCACUGAAAACAUCAAGAGAUGCAUCACCUUCAGGGUCCACAUCAGUACCUUCAUCAAAGGCCUUGGAGAAGAGCAACAGACUGUCAGAAAAGGAACUUGCAGAAGCUGCAAGCAAGUGGGCAGCUGAAAAGUCAGAGAAGGCCGAGGAAAGCAAUAUACCUGAGAUAACAGAGUAUGAUGCUGGUUCUUCAGCUCCAUUAUACAUUGAGCAAGCAGAGGAAACAGAAGCAAAUCUAACAGAUAGUACAGAAUUACAUGAGGACAGCCAGCUUCUUAGUCGUUCAAAAGCAAUUGCAGCUAAGACAAAGGAGAUUGAACAGGUCUACAGACAAGACUGUGAAACCUUUGGCAUGGUAGUGAAGAUGCUAAUUGAUAAAGAUCCGUCAUUAGAGAAGUCCAUUCAGUUUGCCCUGAGGCAGAAUUUGCAUGAAAUAGGUGAGCGAUGCGUUGAAGAACUCAAACAUUUCAUUGCUCAGUAUGAUGCUGCCAACCAAGAUGUAUCAGAGUCCUUCAAAGAGGGCUCAUACUAAGGACAAAAAUUUGCUUUUAUCCUCUGCAUUGUGUCUGCCACAGUACAUAAAUCUGCUUUUUGUGGGGAAAGGGGAGCUCUUGUUUGAGGUUUGAACCCAAGGCCUGCGCUCCUUUGUAACAGCUCAGGUGUCUGUUCCCGUGUCUCCACAAUUGUAAUCAUCUUACCUGUUCUUGUUGAAAGGAUGUUCUUUUCAAAAAUGCUGUAAAGCAACAAACUGUUUUUGAAACCUUACACAGUUACCUUGAAAAAAAUGAUCUGUUUUCUGUACACUUAUGUUUUGAUGCUUAUAAGUGUAACUUGAAACACUAUGUUUUCAAUUAAAAUACAUGAAGCUGCUCUCAUUCCUCAAGUUAUGCACAAAUGUAUCUUGUUCACAUACAUACUAUAAGAAGGGAAAACUUGCAAAAUUGGUCACAAUUACGAUUUAAAUUAUUUAUUCUGGUUUAAUUUAAAAAUUCAGAUACAUUCCACAAAAUUACACUAUGGGUUAUCUCUAGUCCCUAAUUGCCAGAGCAAUUAACUUCUUGAUGUAAGAAGUGCUGUAUUCAUGUUCUAAUUGCAGGUUCUACGAAUGCCUGUUAAAUUUUGGUGUUUUCCAUAUCAUGACUCAUUUCUAGUAAGCAGUAUUAUGUAGGAUGGAUUCCAUUUUUUGUUACUGUUUGCUCUAUUUUGAAUACACUGUACAGAAUGUAGCUGUAGCAGCCACUGAGCAGGGAAAGGUCACUUUUCCUACUCUGUCGCUCUCCCCACUUAAAACUUCUCAAGCCUUUUCAUCUUCAGUUUUAACAAUAAGGAUGCUGUGAGUAAUCUUUAUUUCCAGCUUCAAAAAGGAGCAGGAAUUGGGGUGUUGAGGAUGGGCAAGGAAAAUGAGCAGGACCACCUCUCCAGUAAACCCAGGUUGCUUUGGAUUAGGUGUAAUACAAAGUUCAUCCCUAAGUCCUCAAAUUCACUCAUUUCAAACCUAGGUGAUUCUGGUUAGUGUCUGGCACCACUUUUGACCUGAUAGAACAACUUGCAGUUUUGGGAACAAUGGUUGAGGAAACCCAAAAUAAAUUUAUAUAAUAAAUAACAAAUAAAUUUAUUAAGAUACUGGAUUUUUAUGAACGUUUUAGGAAAGAGAUAAUCUGAGUUACAGUCGCAAAGAUGUAAUGAUUGUUUUGUAUACAUGCACAUUUAGAACAUAUGAAACUCUGUAAAAGGACUAAUAACCAAACUCAGUAUUUCCAGAUUUCAUCAGAAUGGUGUGCAGAAACACAAAGUGGCAAUGAUUUUGCAUGUACAAGGUACUGUAUGUAUCACAGUGUAUUACACAUGCAAAUCUUGAUAUGGUAUAUUAAAUAUGUGUUGCAUCAGAUUCCUGAGAUACCUGGUUAGUUCUCAUGUCAGUAAGGGGAAGUUUUGCAGUUGGCUUUUCUUAAGAGUUCACAAUGCUCCAAGGAGAUGACCUGCAACUACCCUUGUUAGCACCUGGAAUUGUGUGGGCUGCACAGUGAGUGGGAAUCAGCUCAUAGAUCCUACAGGAUGCUAAUCUGGGGAGGGAGAAAGGGGAAAAGAGGCAAACUGUUGUGAUGUAGUAGCGAGACCUGACCUGCCCCUUCUGGCAACUACCUGGUUUUACUGAGAUCAGUAGAAGUGUUCUCUGAUGCAGAAGCAUAACUACAGCACUUCACUACUUGCUUACAGGACAGAGAGCCUUCAGGAUGUUACAUAUGAGUUUCUACUUUGGGUUAGAAAUGCUAAUGGAAAAAUUAAUAAAAUCGUGUGUAAUAUAUUUUUUAUUAAAAAUCUCCAUUGUUACUGUACACUUUGUUAGGAGUUUCCUUUGUUAGAAGCCUGGUUAAGUUUACCAUUAUAAAAAUAUCCAAGUUUUCAAGUGCUUUUCCAUAAAGUAAGACCUAAAUUCACAGUCACAGAAUCAUAGAAUAUCUCAAGUUGGGAGGGACCUGUAGUGUUGGUUGAGUCCAACUCCCUCCUCCUCAGUGAACCACUAGGAGCAUUGUCCAGAAAGUAUGAACUUCCCCUGAUGCAGCCUUGUUCCAUUUCCUGGAAUCCUGUCACUGCUCACCAGAGAGAAUUCAUUUUGCCUGCCCCUCUGCUGCCCACCUUGAGGAACCUGUAGCAUGCAGUGGAGUCACCCUUCAGACUCAUCCAGGCUCCUCCUUUUAUCACCCUGAUCACCCUACUCUGGGCACACAAAUAGAUUUCUGUCCUUACAUUGUUGCUCCCAAAGCUUCUCCCAGCACUCAAGGAGAGGCUGCCCCAGCUCAGAGCAGAGCAGGACAAUCCUCUCCCUUGCCCAACUAGCCAUGCUGUGCCUGAUGCCCCCCAGGACAGGGUUGGCCCUCCUGGCUGCCAGGGCACUGCUGAUUUGUGUAUAAUUUGCCAUCAGCUGGGACCCUCAAAUCUCUUUGUGCAAGGCUGCUAUCCAACUCCUCAUUCCCCAAGUUUUAAGAAUAAUCAGGACUAUCCUGUCCCAGGUGGAGAAUCUGGCAUUUGCCCUUGUUAAACUUCAUGCAGUUGGUCAUUGCCCCCCAGCUUGUUAGUCUGUUCAGUUCUCUCUGCAGGACUUCUCUACUCUUGAGGGAGUCUGCAGCUCUUCUCAAUUUAGUAUCACCAGCAAAUGCACUCAGUGUAUAUUUGACUUAUCUAUCUCCAUUAAAGAGCACUGGCUUUAAAAUUGAGCCUUGUAGAGUUCCACUGGUGACAAGCUGCCAGCCUGAGGUAACCCAUUCACUGUGCCUAAUCAUUUGCUUAAUUUUUUUUUUUUUCAAUUGAUUAAAUUUUACCUGUGAACUAGGGAGUUUUUUGAGUUUUUUAAAGUGCUAUUUCUGUGAAAGGUUUAAUUCACAUUUCUAAGUGAUAGGUAACUGAUUUUCCAUCUAAUACUUGGGAUUGUGUUGAAUGUUUGCAUUUAACCUUUUGUGAUGUAUACACUUCAGUUGAUGUAAGUAAAAUAUACUAUGGCAGUCCCUUAACUUAAGGAAGAAACAUGACUUUUAGUCUUGCUUGCUUUACAAGUGUGUAUUUUGGAUUAGUUUCAUGUCAUGUAAAAAAAAAAUCGUCCCUGGUCUAGUGGUCAGCCUUAAUGGGGCUCUGAAAAGAUGUAGGAAGAACACUGGGGGAAAGAAACAUACUGUGACAGAGGAAUUUAAUUUGUCACCUUCAGAGCUUCUGUAAACAGAAAUUAUUCCUAGCACUUGUUAAU
Poecile atricapillus (Black-capped chickadee) is the source of this 4446-nucleotide messenger RNA. Its product is annotated as periphilin-1-like. NCBI's taxonomy places the organism in Eukaryota, Metazoa, Chordata, Aves, Passeriformes, Paridae. The record is from RefSeq and is a predicted model, not a curated record. Gene Ontology annotation, cellular component: nucleoplasm. Gene Ontology annotation, biological process: negative regulation of DNA-templated transcription; protein localization to heterochromatin; negative regulation of gene expression, epigenetic. The transcript is spliced from 10 exons. The coding region runs from base 109 to 1239 and encodes 376 amino acids.